Molecule: messenger RNA, 2241 nt
Organism: Orbicella faveolata
Lineage: Eukaryota; Metazoa; Cnidaria; Anthozoa; Scleractinia; Merulinidae
Cellular component (GO): membrane
Molecular function (GO): D-arabinono-1,4-lactone oxidase activity; FAD binding
Source: RefSeq, a predicted model, not a curated record
AAAAAUUACUACGUCACAGAAAUCGUUUCCUGGCUCGGGUUCGCAGACGUUAUUUUCGGCGGAGACAAGCGACAGCGACAUAUUUACAGCUCACCACUGCCCACGCCUGACUCAAUUCCGGUGCAUACGUGCGUCAUAUAUGACUAUCAGAGGGUAGAGGCUAACGGCUAUUUUACCAAACAGGAACACUAUACUACAUCUUGCAGUGUAGUGAUUGUGAAGUGUACCAGCUAUACCAGCAGUUGGAAGCAUAGCAGCCGGACAUUCAAGACUAGAGCUAGCUGAAGUUCAGCGAGAGUGAUUCCUGAGUCAUGGGCAACAGAAUGGAUUGCUGUUACAACAUGCGCUGGUCUUACCAGUGCAUCUUUCCGUGCAUUCGUUUUUGUACAUACACCGGGCGCAGGGUCUGGUACAACUUUGAUGGAAUGGAACAGGUACAGCCACUCGUUCACCUCUAUCACCCCCAAAACAGGGCCAUUAACAGUUUUCCGGAAGGAAUUUACGGAAUAAAUGACGACAACGACAUCCAAAAUCAACUGGACAAUGGCCUUGAUGCUCCUGGCCAACUUGCUGCUUUAUGCAAGUAUGCCUCUGACAACGGCUACACCAUUCGCGCCGUGGGUACGGGAUCAUCGUGGUCUCACCUCACGCACACAAAAGACAUAUUGUUAGACAUGACGGACCUGAAAAAGUUUCUCACACCUGCACCUAGGUCUAGAUCGGACAACGCGAACAAAGAUUACGUCGACAUCGAAGUCCAGGCUGGGAUGCGCGUUGUUGAUUUCGUUGAGCAGUUGGACACCAAAUAUGGCCUCGCGCUUGACAUGAUGGGGAAUUACGCUGGUCAAACGGUCGCAGGUGUAGCGAACACCUCCACUCACGGAUCAGGUUUAUUCAGUGGUACUAUGUCCACUCUAGUGGUGGGUCUUCAUUUGAUCAUAAGCGGUGGAGUCCAAGUAAAGGUACAAGGCGGCAAAGAAACCUUUGAAGUCUGCAAAGGAAAGUUGGACAACGCCGAAUAUGGAUAUGACCCCGUCGAGAUCAACAGUGAUGACGUUUUGAAGGCAUGCGCAGUGGGAUUGGGAAGCAUGGGGAUAGUUUAUUCCAUCACAUACCGCUGCGUUCCCAUGUACAAUCUGGAGGAGAUAAGGAAGGUAGAACACGUGACCUGGGUUUCAUCUGAAGAGUUUGAGGUCCCAGGAAUGUUCGCUCAAAUGUACAAUAACCGUGAAGAUGGAGAGUACUUUUCGUUUUUUGUCAAUCCAUACCCAUUGAAAAGAGGGAACAACAUGGAGAUCGACAUGGCCUACCUGAAAGCCAAGAGAACUGAUCGCCCGCCCCAGUGUCCCGCGUGCUGCGCGUGUUGGUGUGGCCCAGGAGGAAGAGGGAUAGCGGAGAUAGGCUGUUGUCAGACUGACUGCACCGCAUCCUGUCUUCAGGGAUGCGCCAAUUGUUUCGGGAAUUGCUGUCCCAGCUGUAUCCCACACAUCACUAAUUUUGGUUUGUCGCAGUUCUCGCUCAGUACACCGUAUGUGCAAAAGUGGUACAACGUGCUGCAGUUUACGAAAGGCAAUAUUCAUGUUCGUACGGCAGAAUGGUGUUUGCCGUUGGUCCAUCUCAACGAUGCCUUGGCCUUGGUGAUACAGCUGGCUCAAGAUUACGCAUCUAAGCAGCGGCAGUAUUCGUUACUACCUAUUUAUGUGAGACUUGUGAAAACGGACGAUCUGUUCAUGAGCCCUGCGAGCAAGUUCAGACCAGAUGGAUCUACAAGCGAAGAAAACUGCUACAUUGAGGUACCAUUCCUCCCCGGAGCUUUUGGCAUUGACGAGUUUCAAGAGGUGGUGGAAGACGCUCUCUACACAAAGUUCAAGGCGAGGCCACACUGGGGAAAGAACAACCGGCUUAACGACAGGAAGAUCCACGACUGCUACGACAAUGACAAGCUGAAAAAGUGGAAACAAGUGUUCCAGCUGUUCAACAAAGGAGGGCCGUUUAACAACCGUUUUACUCACAACAUGGGGUUUGACUCGUUUCUGAUCGACCAACAACCUACACGCCUGGGAACACAACUUACGGCGGGCACCGCCACCUCCUGCGAGUGAGGAGGGGAGGGGAAGGGGAGGUUGAAGGCAUUAUAUCCGAGAUUUCUCGCCCGCUAAUGACAGUAGUGUUGUAGAGUGAGUAGCAAACACGAUAAAUGAAGGUGUUAAAGGGUUUAUGCGUGACACGCGAUGAGUGCAA